AUGUUUUCAUUAAGACUCCCCAUUCCAUUAGAGAAAACUCUAAUAACAUAUUCUACACCAAACACAACAUAUAAUUCUAAUUAUUACUCUUAUAGCAGGAUGAAUCAUAUUCAAAAUAUUCGUCGAUGUUCUUUGAAAUCCAUUACCAAUCGCUGUACAAUUUCCAUGGCUUUUAAGGAUGAAGUAGAAGGAGAAACUUUUCCGGACGAAGAUUUUCCCGAAUUGGAGCCGUUGCCGGGAGAGCUGCAGGCGGAGCUGAUGCCAAAGCAUGUGGCGGUGAUUAUGGAUGGGAAUGGGAGGUGGGCGAAGAUGAAAGGGCUACCGGUGUCUGCAGGUCACGUCGCGGGUGUGAAGUCGUUGAAAAGGAUGGUGAAGCUGUGUUAUAGUUGGGGAAUAAAAGUUCUCUCCAUUUUCGCUUUUUCUACUGAUAACUGGAUCCGGCCAAAGGUGGAAGUUGAAUUCUUGUUUACACUCUUUGAAAGAUCAAUACUUUCUCAAAUUGAAGAAUGUAAGAGGGAAGGAAUUAAAAUAUCUGUGAUUGGAGAUACAUCAAAGCUCCCUAAUUCCUUGCAAAGAAUGAUAACUAGUAUUGAGGACUAUACAAAAGAGAAUUCAAAAUUCCAAGUUAUUGUGGCAAUUAACUAUGGUGGAAAAUAUGAUAUAGUCAAUGCAUGUAAAAGUGUAGCUAAGAAAGUGAAAGAUGGUCAUAUUUAUUUGGAAGAUAUUGAUGAAAACACACUUGAAAAGGAGUUGCAGACAAACUGUACUGAGUUUCCUUACCCGGAUUUACUAAUCCGGACAAGUGGAGAACUUAGAGUUAGUAAUUUCUUAUUAUGGCAAUUGGCAUACACAGAGUUUUUCUUUGACAGCAAACUAUGGCCAGAUUUUGGAAAGGAUGAGUUUAUAGAGGCCUUAAUAUCAUUUCAACAUAGACAUAGGCGUUAUGGUGGAAGACAUUAA
This is a messenger RNA of Lathyrus sativus (Indian pea), 960 nucleotides long. The record is from the annotation of a GenBank genome assembly. NCBI's taxonomy places the organism in Eukaryota, Viridiplantae, Streptophyta, Magnoliopsida, Fabales, Fabaceae.